Molecule: messenger RNA, 762 nt
Organism: Corticium candelabrum
Lineage: Eukaryota; Metazoa; Porifera; Homoscleromorpha; Homosclerophorida; Plakinidae
Product: collagen triple helix repeat-containing protein 1-like
Exons: 2
Coding region: 91-579 (162 amino acids)
Source: RefSeq, a predicted model, not a curated record
CCCACAGGUCCAGCAGGUCCCGCAGGUCUGACAGGUCCAUCAGGUGCAACGGGUGAACAAGGCGUGAAAGGAGAAAAAGGUGAGCCAGGAAUGCAACCAAGAAUGCCACCACCACCACGACAUCCACGGCACGUAAACUGGAAGCAAUGUGCUACGACUGAAGGUUCAGACGAACAAAAUGGAGUAUUGCUCAGCUGUCCAUUCAAUAAACAUCGUAGUGAAUCUGCACUACAUGUGGAGUUCGGAGGAACUCUACGAACGAUGCUCAAUCUUUGGGCUACAAAUCCACGUGUUGUUUGUGCUCGAUGGUACUUUACAUUUGAUGGAGAAGAAUGCCAACCGCCAAUUGAUGGGGUUGUGUUUGAGGGCCAAAAAGGCAAUUCACAUUAUCCACACCAAAUCGGUGGUUUUUGUCAAAAGACGAUGGCAGACCAAGACAUCACAAAAGGUAUGGUUAACAUCGAAUUUCGCAUUGGGAACUGCCAUCAUGAUGGCCUACAAGAGAAAGGCAUCACUUAUCUUGGCUUAGAUUCUGUUUCACGAGUAAUAAUCACAGAAAUGCCACCACCUCAAAAGUAAAGUUGGUUUGUGAACUCAUGUGUGACUGAUGACUUUUGUGCUAGUUAGCUACACACAGCAAAGCAUAGUUUCUACGUAUCUAGCAGUCUGCCAUUCUGUUGGUGUUCAUUAUUUCACUAAGCAGUUAGAUUAUGCGUCUUGCUGAUGACUGGCAUAAGCAAACGCUGUUGCAAAUUGAAAUGC